Messenger RNA from Esox lucius (northern pike), 923 nucleotides. RefSeq lists its product as uncharacterized. Lineage: Eukaryota; Metazoa; Chordata; Actinopteri; Esociformes; Esocidae. The coding region runs from base 21 to 842 and encodes 273 amino acids. The transcript has 2 exons. The record is from RefSeq and is a predicted model, not a curated record.
AUCAGAAAACAACAUUGUCAAUGAGUCUGUACGCCUUCAAAGUCAGUCAUCGGGCCACAACCAUGUGUGCUCAGUUGAAACGGCAUCAUCCUGAGGAAGCCUGGAUGAGGCAGAGCAUGUCCACAGACUGUACCAGCCUCCAUGUCCAGAAUGUACCAGCCUCCAUGUCCACAGACUGUACCAGCCUCCAUGUUUACAGACUGUACCGGUCUCCAUGUCCACAGACUGUACCAGCCUCCAUGUUCAGACUGUACCAGCCUCCAUGUCCAGACUGUACCUGCCUCCAUGUCCACAGACUGUACAAGCAUCAAUGUCCAGAAUGUACCAGCCUCCAUGUCCACAGACUGUACCAGCCUUCAUGUCUACAGACUGUACCUGCCUCCAUGUCCACAGACUGUACCUGCCUCCAUGUCCACAGACUGUACCUGCCUCCAUGUCCACAGACUGUACAAGCAUCAAUGUCCAGACUGUACCACCCUCCAUGUCCACAGACUGUACCAGCCUCCAUGUCUACAGACUGUACCUGCCUCCAUGUCCACAGACUGUACCAGCCUCCAUGUCCAGACUGUACCUGCCUCCAUGUCCACAGACUGUACCUGCCUCCAUGUCCACAGACUGUACCAGCCUCCAAGUCCACAGACUGUACCAGCCUCCAUGUCCAGACUCCACUAGCCUCCAUGUCUACAGACUCUACCAGCCUCCAUGUCCACAGACUCUACCAGCCUCCAUGUCCACAGACUCCACCAGUCUCCAUGUCUACAGACUCUACCAGCCUCCAUGUCCACAGACUCCACCAGUCUCCAUGUCUACAGACUGUACCAGCCUCCAUGUCCACAGACUAGCUUUUCAUAGUUACUGGUAGUCUUUUGAAAAGUGGUAACUUUUAUAUUGUCAUAAUACAUAACACACACACACACACACAC